AUGGGUCAGGUCCUAAUUGUACUGCUACUCCACGGCUUUCCUGAGCUCUGGUACUCUUGGCGCCAUCAGAUCCUCUACAUUGCCACCCACGGGUACCGAGCAGUUGCCCCUGACCCCCGUGGCUAUGGAGACACCACCAGAGUACCUAUUAACGAUCCUACCAAGUUCACUACACUUCACGUUGUCGGCGACAUGGAUCCAGGGGAAAUAGAAGCUGUGUUUGCGAGUCUUGGAACUAAGAAGGUUUUUGAGAAAUUCUUGACACAUCGUGAUCCUGAUCCGUUUUAUUUCCCUAAAGAUAAGCCCUUUGGAGCUUUGUAUAAUAAUCAUGUCAUCUUGCCAUCAUGGUUAUCCGAAGAAGAUGUUGAUUAUUACACCAAAAAGUUUGAGCAAACUAGUUUCACAAGAGGAAUAAACUACUACCGAUGUUUUGACCUAAAGUACAUUGGGAAUUUCUUGUUUAAUAUGUUGGGAAAAUGGAAGGAAUCUGAAUACUCUAGUAAAUUUGUUCCGGUUGGUGGUCUUGCUUAUUAUGUUACUGCACCUUCUCAAGGUAAUGACUGA
Lactuca saligna is the source of this 564-nucleotide messenger RNA. NCBI's taxonomy places the organism in Eukaryota, Viridiplantae, Streptophyta, Magnoliopsida, Asterales, Asteraceae. The record is from the annotation of a GenBank genome assembly.